Eublepharis macularius is the source of this 7657-nucleotide messenger RNA. It is a transcript of the gene NPR3, whose product is annotated as natriuretic peptide receptor 3. Bases 270 to 1826 code for a protein of 518 amino acids. Gene Ontology annotation, cellular component: membrane. Lineage: Eukaryota; Metazoa; Chordata; Lepidosauria; Squamata; Eublepharidae. Gene Ontology annotation, molecular function: natriuretic peptide receptor activity; peptide hormone binding. The record is from RefSeq and is a predicted model, not a curated record. Gene Ontology annotation, biological process: regulation of blood pressure; vasodilation. The transcript is spliced from 8 exons.
AGCGGACGGGGGAGGGAGAUGCUGCAGCAGCGGGAGCGGGGCGGCUCUAGUUGAUCUGGAAACAUCCACGUUUUAAUAUAUAUAUAUAUAUAUAUAUAUAUAUAGCUUCCAUCUCUUAGUCGGCACCGAGAAACGCUCCUUCUAAGCGGAUCCAUGCAACUCGGCAUGCUUUGAGCGGCUUCUGCCACCGCUUUGGAAGCGAGCGCGGGGCGCCCCCCCCCCCGGCCCGCCGCCUCUCCUGCUCCCAGUCCGGCUUCGCUGCGCCCACCAUGCCUGCCCUCCUCUUCCUGAGUUGCCUGACCUGCAGUCUCCUGGCGCGAAGCGUCCGCGGCGGCAGCCCGGGCGCGGCGGCGGAGGCGGACGAGGAGAAGGUGCUGCGGGUGCUGGUGCUGCUGCCCAAGGACGACUCGUACCUGUUCUCGCUGGGCAGGGUGCGGCCGGCCAUCGAGUACGCGGUGCGGGGCCUGGAGGCGAACGGCACGCUGCUGCCGGCGGGCUACCGGCUGCGCCUCUUCUACGAGGACUCGGACUGCGGCAACCGGGCCCUGUUCCGCCUGGUGGACAUGGUGGCCCUGCAGCGCCAGUGGCCCGACCUGCUGCUGGGGCCCGUCUGCGAGUACGCGGCCGCGCCGGUGGCCCGCCUGGCCUCGCACUGGAACCUGCCCAUGAUCUCGGCCGGCACGCUGGCCGCCGCCUUCAACGCCAAGACGGGCGAGUACUCGCACCUGACCCGCGUGGCGCCGGGCUACUCCAAGCUGGGCGAGAUGUUCCUGGCCCUCUUCCGCCGCCACCAGUGGACGCGGCUGCUGCUCGUCUACCAGGAGGACAAGGAGCAGCGCAACUGCUUCUUCGCCGUCGAGGGCGUCCACGCCGUCUUCCGCGAGGCCGCCCUCCACAUCGAAGACUUCGCCUUCGACGAGGGCGCCAAGUACGUCGAGGACGUGGUGCGCGCCGUCCAGGGCGGGGAGAGAGUUGUGAUCAUGUGCGCCAGCAGUGACGCAAUAAGGAACAUCAUGUUGGCUGCACAUCGGCAAGGAAUGACCAACGGAGACUAUGCUUUCUUCAACAUCGAACUCUUCAACAGUUCGUCAUAUGGAAAUGGUUCAUGGAAGAGAGGAGACAAAUACGACCUUGAGGCAAAGCAAGCAUACUCAUCCCUCCAGACAGUCACACUACUGAGGACAGUGAAACCAGAGUUUGAGACGUUUGCCAUGGAGGUUAAAAGAUCUGCUCAGAAACAAGGAAUCCAUGAUGAGGAUUAUGUUAAUAUGUUUGUGGAAGGAUUCCAUGAUGCUAUUAUCCUCUACAUUCUGGCUUUACGAGAAGUUCUGAAGAAUGGCUUCACUAAGAAAGAUGGAGAAAAGAUUGUCCAUCAGACAUGGAACAGAACGUACGAAGGCAUUGCAGGGCCAGUAUCCAUAGAUGCCAAUGGAGAUAGAUAUGGGGAUUUCUCUAUAAUUGCAAUGACUGAUCCAGAAACUGGGACACAGCAGGUUAUUGGGAACUAUUAUGGAAAGCAAGGGCGGCUUGAAAUGCUUCCAAAUGUAAAUUACUUCUGGGAACCAAAACUGAGAAUAGAUGAUAACCGAGGUAUGGAGCAUCCAAGCAAUACACCCUGCAAAUCAUCAGGUGGCCUAGGAGAGUCAGCAGUUACCGGAAUUGUUGUGGGUGCCUUGCUAGGAGCAGGAUUGUUGAUGGCCUUCUACUUUUUCAGAAAAAAAUACAAAAUAACUAUUGAGAGGCGAAGUCAACUGGAAGAAUACAAUAUCGGCAAGCACCGGCAAUUACGAGAAGACUCUAUCAGAUCUCACUUUUCGGCUGCAUGAACUGGAGAGAAAGAAAUUGUGGGGAAAAUCUAUCGAAAAAUGGGUCCUACCAAAGAUGGCAACAGAAAAGAAGAGGCUCAUUAAGGACUCGGCAUUUUAAAAGUAGAGUAAUUUUGUCUUAAUUUCUUUCAGAAACUCAGGAAUGAUUUACUAGCCACAUUAUGCCGCAUGGCCUUUUUCUCUUGUGGAAAGGAUAAUUACAAAAACAAAGUGGAGUUUUUUUCACUGUGCAUGAUACUCCUAAUGCUCUUUGUAUAUUCUAAAUCAGGCUGCUUUGGCCAGCCAUUUGUUUCUUGGAGAUGUGAACGGUUCUUCCUGAUGCCUUUUUUUUGAACUUCAGGUGGUCCUCCUUUAGCUGUAUCUCACACCAGAGUAAUUGUAAAAGAAAUGGGAUCUCAGAGAUAAAACAGCUACUUUCAUAGCAGGAGCAGAAAUAUGUUUAGUUUUUGGGGGCAGCAGUGUAAGGAAGGGAGUGUGUUAGUAGUACAAUACACACACUGUAAUUUAUGGAAAGAAAAUAGACAAAGAUUGGUUUUGAAGAUCCUUGAAGAUUUUGUUUUGUUAGUGUCGAUAAGACAACUGUAUGCCAGUGUUUCUGGAGAAGAAAAAAAACUUGGGUUUAAGCAAAUUACCAUUUAUUUCUACAAAGUUCUCACAUGUGCAACAUAUCCAUAAUAUAAAUAGGGACUAUAAAGAUCCCUGCAAAAUACCAAACUGACUGGCGCGGCUUUCCUAUUUUAGAACCGUUUUUUGCAAACGGUUGCAAAAAAACAACAGCAGCAGCAGAGAGGGUGGAAAUACAAACUCCCUGAAAGUAAACCAUUAAAACAUUGGAGGGAAAGGUUCUAGGGAAUCCUGUCAUUGCUAGGCUUCCAAUUGAAGUAGUAGAUAGGGUAGUACCCCAGUCUAUUCUGUCACCUCAAGACCUUAUUCCCAUCUCAGUCUGUUGCAUGUGGCCUAACUGCCACCAGUUACUGUAAUUAAGCUUCCUGCCACUGCCAAAGUUUUUUAUGGUAAUCUCUCUACAGAGGCACAUGCACAGACAGCUGGACAUUCAGUUCUGAUUCUUCAUUUGUUCUUCUCCUUUCCUACCAGCUUACCCAUUUCCUUCAGCCCUUGGUUGCUAGCACAGGCUUUAAAUACAAUAAAGGAGGUGAGAAUGUUGAUCUGUGCAGGAAAACCAUGGCAAUGGAGGAAUCUGGGUUCCUGCAUAAUGCAUCUGUUUUUGAAAACCAGGCUGUUACUCAGCAGUAUGUUCCAUUGAAACCUGUGGUACUUACUUGCGAGUAAAUGAAUAUUGUAUUAGGAUGCGAUAUAGCAUCCCUACUCUGGAAUGCUUCAGUAGGAAGCCAAAGCCCCACUUGUCACCUUUGAGACCCGAGUGUGGCCCAAACUAUGUAAAUAUUACUUAUUUGAAUUUUGUAUAGUAAAGAUAACACAAAACCUAUUUGUUGUUGUAUAAAAGAUGACAUUCCGGGUUACCAUUUUAUUUUUAGGUAUUCUUAUCUUAUAUUUUUCUAUUAGAAAAAGGUCUAUUUUUUUUUAUUUCACUUUGAAAAGUCAAGGUGAGAAUACAUUUGAAGAACUAUUUUUUUUAAAAAAACGUGAAUAGUAAUGAGCACAGAACUUCUUAGAUGUAAAUAAAAGUCGUAUCUUUAACUUUUGAAUAUUGGCCAGUCUUUCCCCUUAUGUUCCCAGGCAUUGCUGUUUUAUAUAGUGGCAAGAUUCAUAUUAAUAUUGUCAUCCGUUGUCUAGCAGAACUUUAUCUUAGCACAGCUUUCUCUAUUACUGAAAGGGUGCAUGGAUCUUUUUAACUACCCCACCCCAUACACACCUUUUAAUUUAUGUCGGUUUGAAAAAUGCUUUUAGAUCAGGUUCAUUUUUUUAAAGACUUUCAGCCUUCAGGGUCCUUUUCAUAUUGACUUAUCAGCUGAGAAACCCCAACAUACCUGCCAAUGGAAACCAACUGAGGUGGGCACUGGGAAGUAAAAAACAGGAAGAUGCCAGCUCCUGUGAGUGGCAAAACACUGGGCACUCCUAGCCAGUCAGCACCUGUACACUGUGCAUGGUGUUGACUCAUUAAACAACGUAUAAAGUUGCCUUAUAUCAGGUUUGAUUAUUGGGCAUCCAUCUCUGUAUAGUCUGCCCUGGUUGCCAGUAGCUCCUUGUGGUUUCCUAUAGAAAGACGUGUUUCCCAACACCUGCCACCUUAGAUCCUUUAAUUGCAGGUGACAGAGAGUAAAUAUAGAAUCUUCAGCAUGCAAAAUGUGCAUUAUGCCACUGAACCACACAUCCUCUUCUCCAGCUCUCUCUGCCACUAUCACUGUCCAUGUUGCUUCAGCACACUACCUCAUUGGCCACCAUUGAACACAGCACAUUGUAGAAUAUUCUAGGGCAUGUUUUAAAGUAUGCAUUCAGUUUGUGGAGGACAUUUAUUUGACAGGGCUUUACUGUUGCCCUCUACGAAAUUGUGUACAGAAACUUUAAAACACAUACAGCCUUUUUCCUGUGGCUACACAGUACAGAGGAAGACUUAGUAAUGGAGGACCAGCUGCCUUCAGGGAACUUUGCCUGUCAUUGCUAAUCUUUUCACUGAGGAAUCCCUGAUAAUGUCUAAGAAAUUGCAGGAUUCUUCAGAAACCAGUUUGAAAGCCACCUGUUUAGAUGGUUCAGUCUCAAGGGACUUGAAUGUGAUCUGUUCUGUAAUAACUUGCUGCUCUAUAUAUAAAUCAGUGUGUGCUUUAAAAAAAGUUUUUACUGCAUUCUCUUCAGCUUUUACAAUUUUUCAAUUGUAAGACUGCGAACUGUUCAAGGAAAUAAAAAUUGCCAGCAAAAACAGGUGAAAGCCACCUUUUUAGAUGAUUUGAUCUAAAGUGGACUGAACAGGUAGACACAUACACAAUAAAUAAGAUAGUAUAGCACAGGGUUAGCUAUAAAGUCCAACAGAAAUCAAAGAAAUAAUUGUGUACUGUAUUGUUGCCGAAAUCUACAAAUAGUACACAAAAGAAUGUGCUGAUGUUUAAUCAUAAGUACAAGAAUCUAAAUGUUCACUCUGAGCCAGCUGAAAGAUAGUAAGUAAUACUAAAUAUACAUUUUACUGAACCGUCCCCCUUGAAAGGAAUAUGCAAGCUUUCCAACUUUGUCCAACCCUUCAUGAUAUUCAGAGUUUUACAUGUACCAACAGAAGCAUGACCGAUAAAAAGAAAAAUAAACUUCCUCUCUUUCCUUCUUUGUUUCGUUUGAAGUCAGAUUAGCACAAGCUUAGUAAAUCAAAAGAGCCAUAUUUCAGCUGUUGCUCAUAAUUCAUGCUUCUGAACUGAUAGACAUCUGGUUUGCAAAUAGGAAUCUUCCUAUGAAAUAAGGCUUCUGUUUAAAAAUAAAAUUACCAUUUUUACUUUGAAAGGACAAAAUUAGAGAUUUCAUUAAAAUCUGAGGCUUAUUCAGAUUUUAAUUACUAUCUUCAUUAGAAUUUUAAAUGAAGAAAGAAGAGACUCAAAAAUUGGAUUCAGUGGCUUUGGCUUUCUAGGCCGCUUACAUUCUGCCAUUAGCUUAAAAAUGACGUCACAAAUUGAUUUCAGCUUAUAAUUCCAGAAUCAGUUAUGUGUCAGAAGUCAUUUUAAAGUACUUGCUACUUCACUAGACUGGAGGAACUGAUUAGGAUUUUACUGUGGCUGAACUAAUGCUCUAAUAUUCAAAUCUGUUGAUUUUGGAGUACUUCCAUGGGAUCAAGCAAUUUAAGGGACAGAGGCAUUUUUUUUAUUUUCACAGUUUGGUAACAAUUCUUUAUCUUGUUUUUUAGCAUGUUUAUUAUUACACAAAAGAUAUACAGGGACAGACCACAGAAUAGUGCUCUUCUAAAUGUAAGACAUCUAACUCCCAAACUCAUUCAUACUUAGGAUCUAACUGUGCAAACACUCAAUCCACCAAGUUCAAUUAAAAUCACAAUUGCACUUAUGAUUAUAUAUAAGGGAUAUGUGAAAAUUUCUCAGCCUAUAUAAAAUAAAGUUGAGGUUAGACUUUAUAUUUGCCAGGACUAAGCCUUAGAAAAUUCAGCCCAAAAGAUGAAUAGUUAGAUAGUUGGACUCACCAUGAGUUUCACUCUGGUCAUGGAGGAGGAAAAAGGGAGGAAAGUGUUUAACCCCGUCCUUCAGACAAAGAAGACUGACGUCUCAACUGUGGAGGAGGACUCUUUCAUCUUAAAAGUGUCUAAGAGGAAUCACGUUAUGGCUGGCUGUUGUGACAGAAUAAUUUCAUGCUUCAAAAUGUUGCCUAGGCCACAAGUUGAUUUUUGAAGGUAACAUUUGAUUUUGAUAACAUUCGAUUUAUAUACCAUCCUUCAGGGCAACUUAACACCCACUCAGAGCGGUUUACAAAGUAUGUUAUUAUUAUCCCCCCAACAAUCACCCUGUGAGGUGGGUGGGGCUGAGAGAGCUCUGGAAGAGCUGUGACUGACCCAGGGUCACCCACCUGGCUUCAAGCGGAGGAGUGGGCAAUCAAACCCAGUUCUCCAGAUUAGAAUCCUACCACUCUUCACCAAACUGGCUAUUUGGUAUUUGGAGCCAGCUUUUCAUCUGUCCUGGUUUGAAGAAAUGCCAGAAUAUCAAGUACCAUGACUACAGAUGGAGACAGUCUUGUAUCUGUAUCACCUCUAUAAGGUUCUCUAUGAUGUUGUACAUUCUAGUUAUACAGAGUUUUCAGGAUGCCAAAAGAUUCCAUUUAUUUGGAAAAUAUGUAUGCCACCAUGCCAAACCUAGGAAUUUCCAUGGGUAGAGAUGAAAUCAUGAUGGAUCCUGAUGAAACACUGAACACUGAGACAGGAAAACUAGCUCAUCUGGGAGAGGCCAUGGCACCUGACUCUUUAAAUUUAGUAAAUAUGAUGAUCACUGUCUUCCUCAUCUGCUUUCUUGCUCAAGCAGUCUGCCUCAAUUUUCUGAAAGCCCUGGACAUACUCUGCUGAGAUGGAUGUAAGAGCCCAAGUAAACAGAAGAUGGCAUGAGACAACUGAACCUUGUGUCACUUGAUAAUGUACUUGGAUAGUAAUGUCUGUGCAGACUAGAAAGUGGUUGUCUUGAAGAAUGUGUCUUGGUCUUCCUGCCCUGAGCUCAAGCCAGUUGAUUUGGCAAGAAGCAUGAGCUGCUGAUUGCUGACUGCUGGCCCUGUACCAUUUCAUCCCAGCAGUCAGCUCUUCAACUAGAUAGGCUCACAUGGUUGGUGACUUAAAUACAACCACAAUCUCAGAGACACAAAUCCUUGUGAAGCAACGGCUCCGAGACUCAACUGCUGGGCCGGUUUGCGGGUGGGGCGGGGGAGGCAAGUGGGGGAGAUGGCAUGGUGGCCACCCUGUGGUAAGGGGCGGGGGAAUGGCCAGGGGUGCACGCCCAGGACAUCCGGCGUGAGCCCCUGGUCUAGAGGCCUGCUCCCGCACCUUGGCACUUGGCUCGUGGUGGCAUCCCACCCAACCUUCCUUUUCAUCACAACUUUGGAGUUAGUAGGCUGCGGAUUGGCAUUGGGCACCGAUCCAUUUGGGGGGAAACAGGGCCCUCAGGCUCAGUUUCCCUAUUAUGGGGGUCCCCCAUAAGGGGUCUGGGGAGUGAGGAAUGGCCAAUGCAUUCCCAGUUGGGGGCUGUCAGUCCACCUUACUCCCAAGUGUAUCCCCAUGUGAUAUCCCACUGGCUGUCAUCCCAUGGUUCCCCCCUUCAGCAGAGGUCUUGAGGGGGCAUGUGGGUCAUCAGCUUGGCAGGUGGGUCAGCCGAUACUCAGAUCUGUGCCCUAUGUGCGCCUUCACUCCCUGAGCUGUAAUCUUAAUAAAGUUGUGGCCUUCUUUACCUCCA